Mya arenaria is the source of this 6984-nucleotide messenger RNA. RefSeq lists its product as uncharacterized. The record is from RefSeq and is a predicted model, not a curated record. The transcript is spliced from 4 exons. The coding region runs from base 281 to 3001 and encodes 906 amino acids. Lineage: Eukaryota; Metazoa; Mollusca; Bivalvia; Myida; Myidae.
CAAUGUGAUAAUAAUUAAUAUGAAAAUUUUUCAAUGAUUACUGACAAAUCCAAAUGAUAGGAAAUAAUCUGUAUGGUUCAAGAAUUAAUGUUUUAUUAAAACAACAACACAGAACGUUCUUCGGGAAUAUACAAUGCCUUUAUCUUCUACAGGACCAUUACUACUAACCCCGUAACAUAUAUCACAUCGACAACCUGUUUACAUGUUUAAAUGUCUCAUUUAUUCAUCAGAAUCGGAAAAUAGACGCCAUUUUUGUACGAUAUAAAUCUGGUGACCCAAUAUGGAAAAAUAUCGGAAUGGUGGAUUGAGACCAGCACUUGUUCACCAGGAGGUUAUGAAGAAAAAUCUAAUAGCUCCGUUUAGGGCUUUUGAGUUUGUGUGCUCAGGCUCCCAACGAAAGAUCCUAAGUAGUCUUAAAGAGUGGGACUCAAACUAUUGUCCAUCAGGGUCCAACACAAGCAACACCACUGACAUUGGACACAGCAAAACUAUUGAAAGUUACAAUGACAAUGUUGACCCGAAGCACAUCCAGCUCAGUGGGAGUUUCAGCAGUGACAGUAACAACAACAGCGAUGAUAUAAACAUCAUGAAAUCUUACUACAGUGAUGAGCUUUCUACUUCUAGCCUGUUUUCAAGUUCUGGGGUUCAGAGUGGUGGCAAUAUGGACAUUGGCAGGGAGAGUGUGGACAAUGAACGUGAUAAUGUGGUCGUCUCAAAUACCACAGAUGAAAUUUUAUCAAAUAGUGAGAAACAAAUGACGGAAAGUAGUAGUUUGCAUUCGGGUCAAAGGACUGUUGAGAAUACAGUUGUAGACAGUCACUCCAGUGCUAUUAAAUGUGACUUCUCAGAGAGUAGAACGGUUAGAAAUACUAGGUGUCAAUCAAACAAGAAAUCCAAGAAAACCUCUAAAAGAGAGCUUGUUGUUGCUUUAAAAAGAAUGGAUGUAGUUUUAGGUCAACUCACAAAUAAUCAAAUCAACAUUCAUGAGAUUGACAUUGAAAGCAUUUCAUGUACUUGUAGCAAGAAAACUCAGAAUAAUGAACAGUGUUUAAAGCAGGCAUAUAAAGAUGAUAAGAAUCAUGUACAUUCAACAAGUAAUGAAGACUCAGCUGUAUCUAAGGUAACCAUUCAGAACAAAACACAUGCAGAACCAUGUGAGCAAGAUACAACAGACAAUGUUGAGGAUUCUGUAUCUGGCAGUGAGUGUUCUAUGGAGAAAUGGCCUGCCCUGUCAUGCCCAGUGUUGGAGGGGCAGCCCCAUUCUCCAGUGCUGGCCCCUGACUGGCAGAUAAAGCAGUCUCCAGACAUAGUUAGUGAGUCAUAUUCCUCGGACUUACCAGACCAGCCCCAGCCCCUAACCAAAGCAGGCCCACUUCAGCACUUGGCCAUGACAGUUUGGUCUGAAUCUAUGGUUAACUCUUCACAGCCAUUGAAAGUGGCAAGCUCCCCUGAACGCUCAGAGGAAUUGGACUCAGAGAAAGCAGAUCUGUUUCAAUCCUCGUCCGAAGAUCCACCGGAGCCCAAAGAUAUAGCAGAUUCCUUAAAACACACAUAUAGAGAAGGUAUGUCUAAGUUAGGAGAUACAUCAGAUGUCCUGCAACCCUCAGACAAAGCAGGCUUGUUUAAACCUUUAGAAACAGAAGAUCCCCACAAUCUCUCAGACAUUAUAGGUGUUUCUCAACCCUUAGCUGAAACAGACCCAUCUCGGCCUGAAUACACAGCAGUGUUAUUGGACACAACAGGCCCACCUCAGCCCUCGGACACAGCUGGCCCAUCACCUCCCAUGGACACAGCAGGCCCACCAAAGCCCUCGGACACAACAGGCCCACCUCAGCUCUCUGACACAGCAGGCCCAUCUCCUCCCUUGAAAACACAGCCCUUUGACACAGCAGGCCUAACACAGCCGUUUGACACAGCAGGCCUAACACAGCCGUUUGACACAGCAGGCCUAACACAGCCGUUUGACACAGCAGGCCUAACACAGCCGUUUGACACAGCAGGCCUAACGCAGCCCUUUGACACAGCAGGCCUAACACAGCCCUUUGACACAGCAGGUCUAACGCAGCCCUUUGACACAGCAGGCCUAACACAGCCGUGUGACACAGCAGGCCUAACACAGCCCUUUGACACAGCAGGCCUAACACAGCCCUGUGACACAGCAAGUCUGCAUAAACCAUUGGACAUAGUAUCUCCCGAUUUCCAGCAAACACAGGGCGUCUCACAAUGUUCCUCUCUUCGACUGGGGAACACAAGUCAGUCUGGUUCAGAAGAGAGUGAAACUUUCUUACACACUGAUAAACUUGAUUCUUGUGAUGACAUGAAAGAAGUUUUUAAUGGCUUUGUCAACUAUGUGGAACAGAACUUACGAAAAGGAAAGAAAACAAGUCGUUCUGCCGAAAAUCAUUCAGGAACAUUUCAGACUCGGACACGUAUUUUCACUAAUAAACAAAAAGCAGUACAUCAGCAGUCCAAAAGAACAGAAACAGUAAAAAUAUAUUGUCGACAAUUAUCAGAAGAUAAAAAAGUUAUCACAAUGAAAAGCAGAACAAUUCAAAGAGAAAUCCUACCUCCCAUUAAGGAACUUGAGAAAGAAAUGAUGGACUGUUUUAGGAAGAGUUGCUCUCCAAAACAACCAGCUUCUGCACCAAGUAAAGAUAGACAUAAGGACAAGAUUUUAAAAGAAAAAGCCCAGAUAUUACUUCAAUCAUAUGAUGCAACUGUGGAAAGAAGUUUCAAGAGUCAAUUAAGAAAGUUAUCAGUAGACGUUGACAGAGGAAAAACUCCUGGGAAUAGCAGCUUAAGCACAAAAAACACCUCGGCGGAGGGGAGUUAUAGGAGCCUAAAUGAGAAGAUACUGAAGAGCAAGGCAAGGCAAUUACUCAUGGAAAGUGAUAAGCCAAGUGUGGAUAGGAAGGACAGAAAUAAAUGUUCUAGUUCUGGCAAGAGGCUGUCUGAAGAAACACCUAGCCGAAGGUUGAAGGAGUUGCAAAGGAAGAACUAGAACAGACAUCAAAAUUAGACUUGGAUGAACAAACCCAUCUUCUUUAAUAAGUGCUUGCCAUCAAAAUCUGUCAAGAAGCCCUGCUGUAUAAAAUCAAUAACUUGAACAAGCCUGGAAAUUAUAUUACGGUACCAAUUCAGGGCUUGUGGGCUUGUGCUAAUCUCCACCACUUCUAGAAUGGUGAAAUCUUUUACCCUGCUAUUAAAGUAGUGGAUACAGAAUUUGUUGAUGUGUUCUUGAUAAUAAUUUUAAUACCUAAUUUCAGUUUUAUUAUAUUUCUCUGUUUUAUUUGAUUGUGAUGCAAACAUUUUUUGUACCAUUGCAAGUGUUUUAUAAUUGGAAAUAGUUUUUGAUUGCUGGUAUCCAGUAAUCAGGUUUAAUACUUUUACACUGUUUCUUUUUAGAAAUUCAGUUCUGCAUAAUAAUUAUGUCCUUUGUUGUCUUGAAUACCAUUUUUAUGAAAUGCCUGUCACACACAGAAGUACACGCACGCUUGGUAGUCAAUAUAGGUCGAAAUGAUAAAAGCCUCGGCUUGUUUGACUUUUUCGAGGCAUGUUUUUAUGGUUUGAGUUUGUUGUUUUGGUUAGAAACAUUGUAGAUAACUGAAUUAAGCUGGAUUGCUUUUUGUUCAGUACAGAACAACCAGAAAACGGAAUCAUACAGAUUACCAGUAUAUAUGGACCUUUCAAUUAGAUGUAGACUUUCUAUAAGGAGCCAAAAUAGCUUCCUCUAGUUUGGCUUAGACUGUGUACACAAUUUAUCUUGCCAUUUUGUAUACACAUUUUUAAAAAAUUCAAUUUGAAAGUCACUGAAUUUUUGCUACAUUAAUGGGCAGUGUGCAUAGUAACAUGAUUUCUUUUUUUAUUCAUGAGUGUAUAUUUUUAAUUUUGUUGUUGUUUUGCUGUAAAAGAAAAAUGAAAAACUCUGUUAUGAUUGUUAUGAAGUUUUAGAUUGUUGCUGAGAUAUCUCGAUGCCAUGAUAUUAGAUCUUGAUGACAUGAUAUAUUGUCCUUGAUUCUAUUAUUCUUAAUUUGACUAAUCGAAGAAUAUGGAGAGCUAUACUUCUCACCUAAUAUCAUCGGCGUCACAUCUUGGUUAAGGGUUUGCAUGUAAGCACCUUUAAGUUAUUAUUUCAGCAAAUACAUCAUGUAUUGUAUCGAAACUUUAGGUUUGUGUUCCAAACUAUCCAACCUUCAUUUUGUAUUUAAUUAAUGAAGUUUGAUAACACUGUUUUUAACUUAUGGGCUUUUAAAAUUCUGGAUAAGGUUUUGCAUGGUAAUAUAACAGUGAUCCAUGCAUGUUUCAACCAAAACUUUGCAAGAUUUCCUUUACCUUAAAAGCAGCAGAAUAAUCGGGUGCACUGUCUCUGUGGCAUCUCUUGUUUAUAACAUAUUGUUAUUAUGAUGAAAUUAUGUAAUUGUUACCAGUUCAGUACUUGGCAGACUUCUGUUGUACUACUUUUUUGUCAUUUUGUAAUGCUUUUUCUACAUUUUUAGCUCGACUAUUCGAAGAAUAUGGAGAGCUAUACUACUCACCCAAGCGUCGGCGUCACACCUUGGUUAAGGUUUUGCGUGCAAGCACACAUAGGUUAAUAUCUUGGCAACUACUUGAAGUAUUGCAUUCAGACUUUAUACAAUGGUACUCAACCAUCCAACUGACUUAAUUAACCAAGUUAGAUAACUUUAGUUUACAUUUAAUGCAAAAAAUAGGCCUUUAUUAUUUGACUUAGAAAUUCUGGUUAAGGUUUUGCAUGUAAGCACACAUAGAUUAAUAUCUCAGCAACUACUUGAGGUAUUGCAUUGAGACUUGAUACAAUGGUACUCAACCAUCCAACCUACUAAAUAAACCAAGUUAGAUAACUCUAGUUUGCAUUUUAUGCAAAUAAUUGCCCUUUAUUAUUCAACUUUGAAAUUCUGGUUAAGGUUUUGAGUGUAAGCACACAUAGGUUAAUAUCUCAGCAACUACUUCAGGUAUUGCAUUGAGACUUUAUACAAUUGUAGUCAACCAUCCAACCUACUUAAUUAAACAAGUUAGAUAGCUCUAGUUUGCAUUUAAUGCCAAAAAUUGCCCUUUAUUAUUCGACUUAGAAAAUCUAGUUAAGGUUUUGCAUGUAACCACUUUUAAGUCAAUACCUUAGCAAAUACAUCAUGUAUUGCAUUGAAACUUUACACACAGGCUCCCAUCUAUUUAACCUUCUUAUUUAAUCAAGUAAGAUAACUCUAUCUUUCAUAAUAUAUAAUUUUUGCCCCUUUAUUAUGCGACUUAGAAAUUCUGGUUAAGGUCUUGCAUGUUAGCACACAUAGGAUAAUAUCUCAGCAACUAUUUGAUGUAUUGCAUUUAGACUUUAUACAAUGGUAUUCAACCACCCAACUUAAUUGAAUAACCAAGUUAGAUAACUGUAUUUUGCAAAUAAUGGCCCUUUAUUAUUAGACUUAGAAAUUCUCGUUUAAAUUUUGCAUGUAACCACAUUUAUGUUAAUAUCUCGGCUCAUCAUGUAUUGCAUUGAAAUCUAAUCUAACAGUGAUCCAUGCAUGUUUCGUCAAAACUUUUCAAUCCUUACACUGAAAAGCAGUGGAAUAGUCGAGUGUGCUGUCUCUGUGACAACUCUUGUUGACAGAAAUUGUUAUCCCCAGUUGUAGAUAAGGUGACAGUACAAAUAAUAUGUCCGUGCAUCAAUAAGGCUGGUUCUGUCCUCUAUCUUCCCAACUUGGAACAAGGUUUUAAUAAAACUUAACAUAAUUACAUAUUAUAUUAAUGAAGAACUUAAUGAUCACAUAAUAUGAAGAGCAACAAUGGUAAGGUUUUUGGUAUCUUUAACUAUUAAGAGGGUCUUAAAUAAUAACAGGUUCUUUAAUUGUUCACAUAUCUUCUGUUGAAAACAUUUACAUUAACGAUAUUUUGUAACAUUUAAGAACUCACAUUUCUAAGUCUCAAUCUCACAACUCAAGAGGUGAGUUUAUAUGGGCCUAGGUCAAUUUCAUUAAUGCGGUAAAUCACCUUAGUAACUCCAGAGCUACAUGUAUGCCAAUUUUACAAUAAAAGAUGUAGUUUUAUACCCUGUGCAGAUUAUAACUUCAAACCUUUUUUAUUUGCACCGUAUUUGAUUAUGGGAUAAUCCGUUGCACAAGGAAGGCGUCCUAAAAGUUGUCCAUUGUUGAUAACAUUUAUAUCUAAGCUUUACUUAGCUACAAUGCCAUUAUAUCCAAUCUUUUAAACUUAGUCACAAUGUUACAGCCAUCAUUUCUUGGAAAAGUUUAAUUCAUUGCUACCGGUAGUUAGUUCAGAGUUAUUUCCCUGGAGCUUACGCACUCUUAUAAGGUAUCAAUAAGAAGCAUGGUCAACCUGGCCAUUGCAGUUAUGGCAUUGGAUUUGAAAAAUCUUGACCCAUUAAUUUAAGUUUUUAACAAACGUGAAAAACAAUGUGUAUAGGAAUAUUAUUUUCAAAUAGUUUGAUUGCCUACGUUAUUACUGUUCAGUUUAAAGACAGUCUUCUGUUGUAAAUAUAAACCACCUUGAAAACUGACUAAGGCCAUGCUAAAUUCAAUUAACAUCAGAUUUACUCCUUAUUUUUUGGAAAAUGCAAAACCUUUUUUCCAUCUUUUGUAUGCAACACCUUUUUUUUUAAACAAUUAAGAGAUGAACAAAAUAUCAUUGUAUGUCUUUUAAAUAUUCCGUGGACAGAGAAUGUAAUAAAAUGAUUACUUUGUAAGGUAUUGCCUUAAAAUUACACAGUUGAAAUAGAUAAUUACGUUGUAAUUCAUCAUUUGUUGUUUUAAGUGGAUGGCUUCACCCACCCUUUUUUUAAAUAGGUUGUGAUUUUUUAUUUUUAUUUCAACUCCAAUUUUUCUUGGUCAAAUGUCUGAAAAACAAAAAUGUAAAUGUUGUAGUCGCAGUGUAUAAACAAGAUUGAAAAGUAACUAAUGAUCAGUUCACUGACUAUGGUGCUAUAUUGGCAUAUGAUCUAUGCAAUAAAAAGGAACAUCU